GAUGGACCGACCUGUGAGCUCAGAAAAGGAUCACGACGUGCAUACCACCAAAGGCAUCUCAGUGGCUCAGCCUGUCUCGGGCUACGCACUCACUACAGGGCCAGGCGACAUUGAAGACAGUACGCUCCAGACAACCAAGGAUGGGAAGCUGAUACUCAUUCCACAACCCAGCAGCUCUGAGCGUGAUCCGCUCAACUGGUCUCCACUCAAGAAGAAUCUGGUGUUGAUGGUCAUAUCCUUCACUGCCUUUUUGCCAGACUUUUCCACUUCCAUAGGCGCUGUGACACUCAUUCCACAGUCUAUAGAGUUUGGGAAGACACAAGAUGGCAUGCUAUCGUCGUUGGUCGGCAAUCUCUUUAUGCUGGGCGCUGGAGGUGUCGUCGUCGUCGCCUUGAUAGCUUACUUUGGACGACUGCCGGUGCUGUUUUGGUUCAUUGUCAUGGCGCUUUGGAGCAUUGCCUGGUGCGCAGCGCCGGCUACGUUUGAACAAUUCGUAGCGGCACGAAUUCUGAACGGCUUCUUCUCAACCGUGGCCCAAGGAAGUGGACUGAUCUUCAUCAACGACAUCUUCUUCGUCCACGAGCACGCAAGAAAGAUUAACGUCUGGUCCUUCUUCAUCAUCUUGUCCCCUUACUUGGGCCCGCUGUGCACCGCUUUCAUCAUCAAUAAGUUUGCCUGGAAUUGGGCUUUCUGGUUGGCAACGUUGCUGCAUGGUCUCUGUCUCAUCUCCAUCAUUCUUUUCGGUCAGGAGACAUACUACGAUCGUCGCAUCCCUGAAAGUGAACAACUUCCAGCGGGCUCGCGCAUCGGUCGUCUUGUCGGCAUACCACAGUGGAAGAGUCGUCAUCAGCGCAAUACCUUCUUGGGUGCGCUCUCUCGUCCAAUUCAGGCUAUCUGCAAGCCUGUAGUGCUUCUUGCUACUAUCUAUUACCUUUUCAUCUUUGCAUGGGUAGUGGGUAUAAACACGACGCUCAGCAUCUUCUUGCAGCCUCUAUAUGGAUUUGGACCGGUUCAAAUAGGUUACUUCUACUUCACGCCGAUCGUCGCGAGUAUUCUGGGCGAAUUGACCGGCCAAUGGCUUCACGACGCGAACGCAAAUUUCUGGAUGCGCCGCAACAAGGGCAUUCUUCACCCCGAGGCGCGUCUCUGGGUCAUUUGGCUUGCUACGCCCAUUAUGAUAGCCGGUGUGGUUCUACUAGGAUACUCUCUGGAAAAUGCCUACCAUUACAUGAUAUGCGCGCUCGGAUGGGGACUGUACACAUUCGGCAUCAUGAUCGCCACUGUAGGUCUCAACGCCUAUGUCCUCGACUCGUAUCCGGAAGGUGCUGGGGAAGUCUCGGCUUGGUUGAACUUCGCCAGGACCACGGGCGGGUUCAUUGUCACGUAUGUGCAGGUCCGCUGGGCCACGGCCAUGGGCCCUCAAAACAGCUUCGGAAUUCAGGCUGCCAUCAUGGCUGCCGUGUUUCCGAUUGUCAUUGGGUUGCAGUUCUAUGGCCACCGGCUGCGAGCUUGGGGUGGGAAGCUCAACUUCCGGACCAAUUGA
Molecule: messenger RNA, 1543 nt
Organism: Periconia digitata
Lineage: Eukaryota; Fungi; Ascomycota; Dothideomycetes; Pleosporales; Periconiaceae
Source: the annotation of a GenBank genome assembly